Molecule: messenger RNA, 7799 nt
Organism: Balaenoptera acutorostrata (minke whale)
Lineage: Eukaryota; Metazoa; Chordata; Mammalia; Artiodactyla; Balaenopteridae
Gene: KCNJ15
Product: potassium inwardly rectifying channel subfamily J member 15
Exons: 5
Coding region: 486-1613 (375 amino acids)
Biological process (GO): potassium ion import across plasma membrane; regulation of monoatomic ion transmembrane transport
Cellular component (GO): plasma membrane
Molecular function (GO): inward rectifier potassium channel activity
Source: RefSeq, a predicted model, not a curated record
CUCAGAACUGGGUGUCCAUCAGAAUAUUUUGCUGUUCCUUCAGGUAAAUCCUACUCCGACUUGUACCAACUUGUUUUUGACUGACUGUGCACAGCAAGAGCGUUUUCUUCAUUCUGAGAGAACCUGAAGACCUAGGCUUCCCAAGGCGACCUGCGUGGAAGGCUCAUCUCCUCGCCUUUUCGUAACCUCACAUCUAGCCAGGCGCCUGCAUUCACCAGUUCUCGCAGUACAGAGGAGGUAAUAUUCAACCUGCCCUUUGAAGAACAGGUGGAAUUUGACGGAGAAGGAAAGAGCAGGACGAGCACCCUCAGGAAGGAGCAGCUGCUGGUCAUGGAGCCAUGAACACGUUGAGCAGUCGGGAAAAGGAAGUAGAAGAAUCCCAUGGUAGCCAGGUGGGCGAAGGGGAGCGAGGACGAUACACCUGCUUUGAAGAAACCGCCAUUUGACCUGCCGAGUGAGUGACCAGGUGGUCCCAAAGCCUGACCAUGGACCCGAUUAACAUCAGCAUGGCCAGUGCUCCCCUGGUGAAGCACACUGCCGGAGCUGGCCUCAAGACCAGCAGACCCCGAGUCAUGUCCAAGAGUGGACACAGCAACGUGAGAAUCGACAAAGUGGAUGGCAUAUACCUGCUCUACCUCCAAGACUUGUGGACCACCGUCAUCGACAUGAAGUGGAGAUACAAGCUCACCCUGUUUGCUGCCACGUUCGUGAUGACCUGGUUCCUUUUUGGUGUGAUCUACUAUGCCAUUGCCUUCAUUCAUGGGGACUUAGAACCCAGUGAGCACACUUCAAAUCACACCCCCUGCAUCAUGAAAGUAGACUCCCUCACGGGGGCAUUUCUCUUUUCCCUGGAAUCCCAGACAACCAUCGGCUACGGAGUCCGUUCCAUCACGGAGGAAUGCCCUCAUGCCAUCUUCCUCUUGGUGGCUCAGCUGGUCAUCACCACCUUGAUUGAGAUCUUCAUCACGGGCACCUUCCUGGCCAAAAUCGCGAGACCCAAAAAGCGGGCGGAGACCAUCAAGUUCAGCCACUGUGCCGUCAUCACCAAGCAGAACGGGAAGCUGUGCUUGGUGAUCCAGGUGGCCAACAUGAGGAAGAGUCUCCUGAUUCAGUGCCAGCUCUCGGGAAAGCUCCUCCAGACCCACGUCACCAAGGAGGGGGAGCGAAUCCUCCUCAACCAGGCCACCGUCAAAUUCCACGUGGACUCCUCUUCCGAGAGCCCCUUCCUUAUCUUGCCCAUGACAUUCUACCACAUGCUGGAUGAGACGAGCCCCCUGAGAGAUCUCACCCCCCAAAACCUUAAGGAGAAGGAGUUUGAGCUGGUGGUUCUCCUCAAUGCCACGGUGGAGUCCACCAGCGCUGUCUGCCAGAGCCGCACAUCUUACAUCCCAGAGGAGAUCUACUGGGGUUUUGAGUUUGUGCCUGUGGUUUCUCUCUCAAAAACCGGCAAGUACGUGGCUGAUUUCAGUCAGUUUGAACAGAUCCGGAAGAGCCCAGAUUGCACCUUUUACUGCACGGAUUCUGAGAAACAGAAACUUGAGGAGAAGUACAGGCAGGAAGAUCAGAGGGAAAGAGAGCUGAGAACGCUUUUGUUGCAACAGAGCAACGUCUGACGGCAGUGGUGUCGCCUCGACUUAACUCUGAGCUGCUUCCACAUCUGAGCUCCCUUCAAACCCAGAGGCCACUGGGAAAACAAAAAUGUGUGGACACACUCUGAAAAACCGCACAGAUGUACAGACCUGUUCCUUUGAUCUGCUGUCUAAACAAGCAUUCCACCUCUGGUAGGGUUCCUUUUUUAAAUGCUUUGUGUGAAGCAAACUCCCCAAAUUCAAAUUUUCUAAAAGGGGGCUGCAUUUCCAAGAACUUGGUGGAGGCUACUUGAAACAAUCUGGAUGGACAGAUAUUUCGCAAUGCUGAUAUUGAAAGGAAAUGCAUUUCCAUACAAGGAUGUCAGCUAUAACAAAAUGUAUUUAUUCAAUCCAAGUAUCAAAGACGAGAUGGCCGAGAGCUGAAACGUGGUUCAGUAUCCACUUAUAUCAUUGCUCUAAAACACACUCAUUUUUUCAAGCAGAGAAAAAGGUAUUUAUAAUGAAGGCUAUCUGGUAAUACAUAAAAAGGGGCAAAGGGACUCUGUACUCACAAAAUAUAAUAAUUCUGUUUUUACCUUUUUCGGUGAAUGUAAUUGUACAGAGUGACAUUGAUCAAAUCAGGAAUGCAUCGUUGUGAAUACAUGUACAGAUGGAGCUGAUGUGAUUGUUCACACUAAUUUGUUUUUGUUGGAAUGUACUAGCCCUUUCUAUUCAAAAUGGGUUCACAGGCCAGCAGUAUCAACAGCAUCCAGGAGCUUAUUAGUAAUUUAGCCCCACCUGGACUUAGAGAAUCAGAGGCUGUAUCUUAACAGGACCCCCACAAGUCAUUCAUGUAAAAAUGAAAGUUUUAAAACUUCACUCUGGACAAUGUUUUCAAAGUAACUUUCUGAAGCCAGGGGACUCUGUGGGUCCCAGGUCCCCAGUUCUUUAUUAUGGACAAAUAUUCCUUUCAGUGAUUUCAUUCCUUAUUAAAAUACCUUGUCCGCAAAGGAACUGCCACAGGUAUUUCAAGAACAGAAUAACACUGUUGAGAGUAAUGGUUGUCUCUCUCAAGCUAAGCACAUGCUUGUUGAUUACAGUGAACACAAAAGAAACAUUCAGCUCCGUAACAAUCGGAAAUGUGCUCCUAUAUUGAAGUCCAGUCCGUGAGGUUGGAUGGGACUCCAAGGAACUUGUGGAGCUGAGGAUAAGGAAUUCAAACACAGACGAUUCCUUGAAGCAUGAACAAAAUUUGAUACUCUGAUAACAUGUAAAGGAUGCCCUCAGUAAUGAAAUAAAUCUCAUACAACUCAGUGUGACACAGGUAACGUUUGGAUUUUGGCAGAAUUUAGAGCGUUUAUUUGGGGCAGAGAAUAAAUGGGCUAGGAUUGGCUAAAUGUGAAAAAGGUGAAUUCUCAUUUCAUUCAAACCAGGACAGAUUUGUACAUUCACUCAAGAAGAAUGUGACUUUGAGUGUGUAGACACGGCAUGGACGUACACAUGAGCCCACAUAUAUGGAUACACUGACCUGACCUGCGAGCGUGCACACCGCAUGCACGCACACACACAGAGGCGUGCUCGUCCUGGCUCUCCCAUCACAAUUGUGGAAAUUACCCAUGAAGACAUUUGCAAUUAAAAGAGCAAGUCCUGGACAAGUGUGCUCAUGUAUAUUUUGUUCCAUAAGAAUGGGAACACUGGGGCAAGUAAUCUGGAUUCAGAUUAUCUGUGAAAUGGUGUCAUAUCAUGAUGUUCCCACAUUUCAAGUCUCCUUCCGUUAAACAGAAAAUGUGGCUAAAACCUCUGACCCAGAACUGAACCUUUAAUGCAGCUGUAAAAAUCAUGGGGUUGAAGCUGUAAAAGUUUAAAAUACAAUCUCCGUGCACAGGAAGUUAUUGUCUUCAAUUAUUCAGGAAGUUUUUUUCUUUUUCUUUUUCUGUUGAUCAUUUCAUGGCAGGUUGUUUUAGAUCUUCAUUCUCUUUUUAAAAAAAUCACAUUAGGACUUCCUUGGUGGCGCAGUGGUUAAGAACCCACCUGCCAAUGCAGGGCACACAGGUUCGAGCCCUAGUCCGGGAAGAUCACACAUGCUGCGGAGCAACUAAGCCACAACUACUGAGCCUGCGCUCUAGAGCCUGCACGCCUAGAGCCCAUGCUCCACAACAAAGUGAAGCCACCGCAAUGAGAAGCCCACGCACUGCAGAGAAGAGUAGCCCCUGCUCACCGCAACUAGAGAAAGCCCACGCGCAGCAACGAAGACGCAACACAGCCAAAAAUUAAUUAAUUAAUUAAUUUAAAAAAAUCACAUUAAUGUAGUUAGAUAUUAGUCGUUUUAGUUAUUAAACCUUUUUUUUAUUGUAUAAUGUGGUAAAAUUGACAGGAAAAUAAUGCCCUGGCAUGUUUACAGUUUUUCUCUUGCACUAUUACAUUUUUCCACAGUAUUUACAUCAGUGCUAAUUUGAAUGUGAUCAAAAUUAAGAAUCUUGCAUACUUCUAUUGUAUAUGGUACAAUGAUGUAGCAUAAGAUUGAGAAAUCUUACUGUAUGUUCAUUUCGCAUACCUAUUUCAGCCAAAUUUGGAAGACUCGAUCAUCUGAUCUAUUGCACUACACACAAAAUAAAUAUGUAGUGUCUUAAAAUCCAAUACUUGUACAAGUCAAUAAAUCAUAUUAUAACAAAAUAUUCCAUAAAUAGCUCUAAAGUUGCUUCUGGUUUGAAACUUAGCAUUUUCUAAGCACACUUAUUAUUACUCUGUACAAAAUGCUCUCGUGUUAACAUGCUAACAAAAGGAUCCAGGCAAAAUUAUUUGAUUACAUCUGGGCAUGAAUCUGACUGAAACAGAUUCAUGCUCAACACCCAACUAACAGUUGUUAAGCUAACGGAGGAUUUUGACCCAAAAAUGUUUUUUGCAUUUUGAAAUAUUUCCAAUGCAUGAGACCUUCUCAGUGCAGCCAUUCAAAAAUGUCAUGUUCCAUUUGAGAAACCACAACGUAACGAGCAGCAAAUCAGUGUAAUCUGCAAGCCAUGUCUUAUUUAAGUGAUAAAAUACAUUGUACUGACACGGCACUCGGUAGCCAAUGGCUCCAGACAGCAUAGCAAAGAUUCACUCAUUGAUCCUCACAGCAAGCCAUCUUUGUUUCUCUUUCCCACUUAACAGGAAAUUACAGCCCAGAGAUGAGAUUCCAGAAACCUAAAAUUAGAGGUUAAAAGUAAAAAAUGCCAUGAAUGAGUGGGUCAGGUAUUUAGAUGCAUUUAAACAACUAUUUUGUCUGAUUUUUCUUUGAAUUAAAUUUUCAGAUUUAAUUGACUGAUUUCAAUCCCACCGAAAUGUAAAUUGACAGAUUAAAAAAAAAAAAAAGGGACACUUCUACUGCAAUAUGAUUCUUUCUCCCUUGCUUGGAUCCUCAGUACUCAGACAUCAACUGGAGAAAGAAGAAAAGAGAAAAGAAAAGCAAGGAAGUCACGAGGCCUUUGCAUUGGUAGCUGAGUAAAGGACCACCUCAUCUUCGGGCUUGGUUCUGUAUUUGGUCCCUGUGGUCAAAGGGUCAGACAUCCAACCAUGUGGCAUAACAAAGCCUUCCAGCCUCUCAAUCUUGGCUUUCAUUCUUGCUAGACUUUUACUGUUAAAUAUUAGAAAUAACUAGUUUUGAAUGCAGGUUAUUUUAUAAUCGUUUUCUGGGAUGGGAUUUUUUUUCAAAUGAAAGGUAUUAGCAUUUCAAGUCUUGAUUUCCAAGUUCUGUAGUGUACACUCGAAUUCCAGCAUUGGGCUCUGCAUAGGUCCAAGGUGUCCUUAAUUUUCUUCCCCUGGGAAGACUUACCCCUGAAGGUCUAAAUUUAACAUUUCACUCCUAAUUGACUAACUACACACGUUUUGCCUUUUGUGAAUUUCAGCUUAUCUGUAAUCAGGAUGAGCUGCCAACCAGUCCUUGGGUCUCUGGGUAGCAAUGAGCAGUUUCUGCUCUCAGAAUGAGGUAACUUAUGAGCAGAGUUUGAGUCUCCAGAGUAUAAAUUUGCAAUGAAAUGGUAUAAUCAAAAUUCAACUGGAAUUUUAAAGAAUAAAGGAGCUGCUUAAUUUCUUGAGGAAUUACUAUUUGUUGGUAGACUUUGUUUUUAUUGUCGUUGUGUUGUUUUGAUUUUUUUUAAAGAAAUCUGAAACAAAGUCUUUGUCUUCAAAGUAAGAAAGGCAGUGAGAAACGUGUAAAAAUAAAAGCUAAUAGUUGAUCAAUUAGACUUCCACAUAAAAAGACUUCUACCAGUGGAAAAGAACUUCAUUGCAGGGGAAAUAUGGGUCAUUCAGUCUCACAUUACAACAGACUGUGUCAUCAUAUCCUUCUGGCUUCCCAGGGGUAGCAAUUUUCCUAGCCUUUAAGAAACACUGAUGUAUUAAGCCCCACUUCUUCCCAAAGUUUUUCUACUAGAUAUUUAAUGAAAAAAAAAACAUGAGGCAGAAAUAAAGCUCCAGUCAUGUCACUUCAUCUUGAUCUUCUGUCAGUUCUCCUGUUAGACUCAAUUUUCUUUUCAACUUGACAUGUCCUUGGCUGAUUAUUCUUCAUCUUUGCCAUCCAUUCUAGCAAGUCAAAUAAGCCUGUGGGUUAAAAAUAAUCAAUCAAUCCAAAUUAGUAAUUUGUGGACAUUUAGAUGCCUAAAAACUGAGGAUAGGAACUUUUAUCUUUCAGUUAGUAUGUUGCUAGUGUGUAAAAAUAGAAGACCAAGAAAAACCUGUUGAUUUGAGUGAAUAGUUAAUUCCUAAUAAAAUUACAAGAAUUGCUUAUGGAAAUCGAAGGACAUAAUUGGCAUAUGAGUAUAAAUGCCAAAGAUGUCAUAUAUGUAGAUAAAGGACAUAUAACUAAUAAAGGUAAAUUUCAGCCAAACACAGGGGACUUUGGUAGAUUCCAUGCACAUUCUUUGAGCCUAUCACAGAAGGGCCAGCAACAAUGGGCUCUAACUCUUCCUCCACAUGAUGUACAGGAGCCCUGACUCCCAACCUCUGUUGGAGAAUCAGGCUGAUGGCUUUGUAUUCCUAACCAGCACGGGAUGGGCAAAACCAAAGAUGAAGGCAUCAACCUAAAAGCCCAUCACCAAGUUUUUUGUUUAGCAGCUCCAGCCUUAUGAGGUACUUAACUGUGAACUUAUCUUUACUCAGGGCCAAAUCUUAUCUAGUAUCCAUGCCUUCCCAACAACUUAAGAUAUCCAAUUUCACCCCUCAAAAAUAUUAGAGGUAGAACCUACUCAAAAUUAGACUCCAAGGGAGCUACUACAAUUGAUUACAUAGUUACCCAUUCCCCAAAAAAAAUCAGAAGUUGUUGAUUCUGAGCUAAGAAAUAUGACCUCUUAGCUUAUUAUUCCUAUGAUUGUUAUUGUUGCAAAUGCCCUUAAUAUUGCUGAAAAAGUAAAGAACUUCCAAGAACAUGAUUGGAGAGAAAUUCAAAGGAAUGAUUUUUUUUCAUUUACUAUAAUAUAACCAUAUUCUUUCAUCUGCAAUCAAUCUUAAGACUAAGGAUGUUGCAUUAAAUCAAAUCAUUACAGGAAGUAUGACUGUAUCAGGGACUUUUUACAAAAACAAACUUCCAGAUCAUGAGAGGAAGCUGUGUUUGUGUGCUGACACAAAGUAUUCAACAGCAGUCAGGAGGGGAAGGCAGGAUGACAGCCAACUUGGAUCUAUUUUUGAAGAAUUAUUUCUGUAGGGUAUCAUAGCAUUGUCAGUUAUGAAAAAGAAUGCUUUGGUAAACAGUCAUCUCCAUUCCAAAAGGGCCCACUCCAAAAUACCACUUAAUGAAAUUCACGGGAAUGGUAUGAAGAUGGAAAUCCCAAAUGACAUGAGAUUUUACAAGCAAACAGUUCUACUUUUCGUAAAUACUGGCAGUGUGCAUUUACCAAAAUCUCCAUCAUGCCUUGCUCUCUUGCUAUAUAUAGCACUCCAUCUGAUCACUACACCAUGCAGCAAGAUGCGUGUCCUUGUUCUCCUCUGAUUUUUAAACUAGGUAGGCUUAAAUUUAACUUAGCAUAGUAGUUACUCCUGUUUCUCAAGGUUGAGCUACUACUUGGUGCAUGUUAGAAAUCUCAAACUAACUGAGGUGUGUGUACUUGGUCACUACUGAACCCAAUCAUGCUAUGACCAAUCAGCUUUAAAUAGGUCCUUUUAUGUUCUAUGAAUUCAUUCUGCUAUUUGUCAAACCAUUUCUUGUUUCAUAUGUAUCUCCAUCACCUUUCUUUUUUUAUAUAUAUGGAAUCACUCUAA